Pseudovirgaria hyperparasitica is the source of this 1886-nucleotide messenger RNA. Its product is annotated as cytochrome P450. The transcript has 7 exons. The record is from RefSeq and is a predicted model, not a curated record. NCBI's taxonomy places the organism in Eukaryota, Fungi, Ascomycota, Dothideomycetes, Acrospermales, Acrospermaceae. Gene Ontology annotation, molecular function: iron ion binding; heme binding; monooxygenase activity. Bases 161 to 1786 code for a protein of 541 amino acids.
UAUUACAUGUAUUUCAAUACACUCAACCAUUUGUACACCUUCACAAGCAUUCCAUAUUGAUUCUCUUGUCGUGUAUCUCCAAACAACGAUCACAGCUUACCUUCGACUCCUGAUUCAAACUGGUCCGCUUGCCACUAUCGAGCCAAGUGUCUACUUGAGCAUGAUGAACUUUGCUAUCCCCCUUUGUGGCAUUGUUGCUGGCGUCACCUCACACUUGGGUUUCUUCAUACAUGGAGAAUGGCACUUACAUUCUCGAUCUAUCAUCGGCGCUCAUGCUACGAUCGCUGCGCUUGUCCUUGGUACAUUACAGCGAUAUCUCGACGAUAUCCUGGCGGCAUGUACUUACACAAUCACUUUAUCAGCCUGGUAUCUGAUAUCGCUGUUUGCUAGCAUUGCUGUCUAUCGCACAAUGUUCCACAAACUUGUCAAUUUCCCAGGACCUAGACUUGCCGCUGUUUCCAAAUUUUGGCAUAUAUACCACGCCAGGAAUUCAACAAAUUAUCUGGUAAUGCAGAGACUGUACGAGAAGUAUGGAACUGUUGUCAGAACGGGCCCUAACGAAAUCACCAUUUUCCACCCGUCGGCGAUAGAGCUUCUGGAUGGAGCUCAUAAUACCAAUUCGAAAGAUGUUUGGUAUGAUGUUCUCCAGCCAAGAACGUCAGCGAUAUUUACCAGAAAUGCCCAAGAUCAUCGGGACAGACGUCGGGUCUGGACGCAGUCUCUCUCCACGAAAGCGAUGGAUGAGUUCCGUCCUCGCAUCUACCAACAGGCUCUCAACUUGGUCCAAUGCAUUCAGGAGUUGAGCAGUGCACCAGUAAACAUUAAUGAUGUCAUGUCUUGGUUCUCCUUUGAUGCAAUGGGCGACGUCGUCUUUGGCAAAAGCUUUGGAAUGAUGCAGGAAAAGGUUACGCAUGACGCAAUCAUUCACCAAAAGAGAGCCCUGGCACUGCUUGGUCCUAUCAGUGACGCCGUCUGGAUCGCUCAAUUGGCAUUCUCAUUUGUACCCUUUCUGGGUAAAGUCAAGUCGUGGAUGCGUAUGGUUUCAUACUGUGAGGAGCGCAUGGCGAGACGCAUGGAACUACAAACGGACGAGAAAGCUGACAUGGCAUCCUGGUUCAUCGAUGAAUACCACAACUUGAGCGAGGUGCGAGACCUUCAAAGCCGGCAAAGACUCUUGGGAGGCACAGCAGUAUCGGCCAUCGUAGCUGGAAGUGACACAACACGUGCCUCGCUGAUUGCAACUUGGUGGUAUCUGGCGAAAUAUCCUGAGCAUGCCGAAAAGAUCCGUCAGGAAAUCGAAACAGUAGAUAUAGGAGAUGCUAAUGUGCUAGCUGGACUUCCACAUCUGAACGGGGUUAUUCAGGAGAUCUUACGUCUCGUACCUCCUGCGAUGACUGGCGGAGGGCGCAUCACAGGCCCGCAGGGGCUUACAGUAGAUAAUGUCUUCAUACCUGCGGGAACCAAAGUCACAGCGCCAAAAUAUGUCAUCAAGAGAAUGGAAAAUGCGUUCGUCCAUCCAGACGAGUUUAUCCCUGAGCGGUGGUAUUCACGCCCAGAUUUGGUGAAAGAUAAACGCGCGUUUGGGCCGUUUUCUUUUGGCAGCCGUCAGUGUGUCGGUAAGGUUCUGGCAUACGCUGAACUUCGCCUCGUUACUGCUAAUGUACUCCGCAAUUUCAACGUCUCUUUCUCUCCAGGAUACGACGAGGAAACCAUGUGGCGUGAUAUGAAGGAUCAAGUUACCGCCCAACCGGGCCAGGUCCUCUGUACAUUCGAAAGAAGGAUAUGAACGAUAGCGUAUUCUAUAGCUAUAAUACCCUAGAGUCAUACCUGAUCCUCCGACAGUGUUACUGAUAUUUCUGACUUCUUUCCAUUGGCUGCCUGCCCUG